This is a messenger RNA of Xenopus tropicalis (tropical clawed frog), 1941 nucleotides long. RefSeq names its product regulator of microtubule dynamics 2 (gene rmdn2). Gene Ontology annotation, cellular component: membrane. The record is from RefSeq and is marked provisional. Lineage: Eukaryota; Metazoa; Chordata; Amphibia; Anura; Pipidae. The coding region runs from base 372 to 1610 and encodes 412 amino acids. The transcript is spliced from 11 exons.
GUUCUAGCAGCAACACCGGGCUUGCGGGACUGAGGGAGAGAGAGGGCUUCCAAAGCAGUUUAAAGCUACUCUUUGACUUUGAACCUCUCAGAACCGACAUGAUACAUCACAAAGGACUGGGAAUCCAGGCCAUUUCAAGGCAAUUGCAUGCUUGACACCAGCCUUUAUGAACUAAACCUUGUCACUCAGUGCCUAAUAAAUCCAGCAUUGGAAGAAUGUGGCCUUCUAUUCUGCAUGAAUGUUCUAAUUCCAUGCUGUCAGCUUACUGAUAAAGCACAACAACAAAAAAUGGUAGUUUAGUAUGAUGUAUUUCAUCAUUCAGCAAUAGUUUGAUCAUUCAAGGCAUUUAAGCAAAGUGACAUUAAAGAAACAUGUCUCACUCGGAGAACAAAACCUUGUUUUUGGGGGUGCUAGCUGGUGCAGCUGGCCUCAGCUUGACAUUGUUGUUGCUGAAACGCAACAGACCUCGUUACCUCCUGGGGUUUUCUGAGAUAUGGUCCUCUGCCAAAGAGACUUCUGCUGUACAGGACAACCAAGGAGCAGUUUUGAUUCUUCAAGGUAGACAGCUUCAAAUGCUGGACAAGUUGGGAAGCUUGUUAAAAAGUGUGGAAGAACUGAAGGAAGAAGUUAAGUUUCUAAAGGACACCCUUCCAAAGCUUGAAGAGCAGAUACGAGAUGAGCUCAGAGGGAAAAAUGAUGCACGGAAGAUUAGCCCCCAGCAUAAAGGCAUUAAAAGAAAGAAAAGUGAGACUACUAAAGGAGCAGUGGAGUAUCCUAGCUCUGAGGAGGCUGAGAGUGAAGGAGGGUACAUAACAGCUCACACUGACACUGAGCUAGAAUCAGAUGAGGAACGAGGGCUGAAACAUCUGAAUGCAGAAAAUGCUAAGGUUACAGAAGAGAAAGCAGAGCUACUUUCUGUUCUUUACCAGGCAGAUACUGGGCACUGUGGUUCCGAACCAGAUAAACAAGACACAUUUCGAAUGAUGCUUGAUAAUAAAGAAAAGUAUGGAAACAAAGUGGAAUUUCUGUGGAGACUGGCACGGGCAUAUGGAGAUAUGUUUGAUAUGACAUCCGAUGUUGAAGAAAAAAAAAACUAUGCAGCUAAUGGUAAAAGUAUUGCUGGUAAAGCCAUUCAGUUAGAAGACUGUAGUGCAGAGAGCCAUAGGUGGUUUGCAAUAAUGUGUGGUUACUUGUCUGAGUACGAAAGUGUACAGGAUAAAAUAAAAAAUGGCUACCUCUUUAAGGAGCAUCUGGAUAAAGCAAUAGAACUAGAUCCAAAGGACCCUCUACAGUAUUACUUAUUGGGCAGAUGGUGCUAUGCAGUUUCUCAGUUGUCUUGGAUUGAGAGGAAAGUUGCUGCUGCACUUUUUGGGAAUCCUCCAACUGCAACAAUACAAGAGGCUUUGCAGAAUUUCCUCAAGGUUGAAGAAAUGCAUCCUGGUUACUCCAAAUACAACUAUGUCUUCCUGGCAAAGUGCUACAAAGAUCUUGGGCAGAAAUCUGUUGCUUUAAAGUACUGUGAUGAAGCAUCAGCAAUGACUGCUGCUAAUAAAGAGGACAAAGAUGCUCAGAAAGAAAUGGACACCCUGAUGGUAUCCCUGAAGCAGUAAUACAAGCACAUUUCAAGACACAAAGCAAACAUAUCAGAUACUGGAGUCACAAUACACUGUUGUAGUAUCCCCCACUGAGUAAUAAUUAACUGUAACAAAACUUCAAUUUAUACAAAAUGUAAUUCUGCAUUGCUUUUGUUUAGUACAAAUAAUUGAUUUAUAUACUGACAAUUGAAUGGCCUCACUUGGGAUGAACCCUGCAUGUUUCUAAUAUUACUUCUGAAACCUGUUUUUAAUUAAUGUAGAGGCAUAGAAAAAUAUUAUUUUAAAAAUCUGUUUGAGCAAUAAUGGAAGACCAUAAAAGUAGCACAAUAAAAUAUUUUUUGUUUAA